AGGAAAUGGCCGUGGUCAGUGUCACCUCGCACUGCACUGAAGACAUAGAGCGCGUUAUUCUUGUGUGCAGAGGCGGCGCCACAGUGUGAAGUGAUGAAAGCUCUAUGUAGUAUGGACAGUACAGGACAGCACCCUACACAUCAACAAGCUUUCCCAUUAAACACCUAAUAGGCAAAGAGAAGGGGACAGAAAUGAAACGCCUAACCCUUGCCUAAGGGGAUAUUCACACUGAGUUUUUUGGUGUGCUGAAAAGUAACUGAUGCGGAAUCUGCUUCAGGAUUCCGCAUGUUUGUUUGGAUGUGUUUUUGUUACGGAUUUUCAAAGCCAGGCCCAUUGAAGAUUGUACAACCUACCUCACCUGCACCCCUUCCCUUCCCUUCCCAGUGCUGUUUUGGACAAGUUGUAUUUGGUUUUCACAAUAACCUAUUAGAUCAGUAUUAUGGCUGAUCCCGGUACCUCCCGGGGACGCCAGGAUCGGACAGUCAAGGUUCGCAUGUCGGAAAUGCGACUGUUGAUGAAAAUAAUCAUCAAUGUUGUUCGGCGACGGCGCUGGCAGGAGGAAGAAGCAAGACGUCGCCAACGUCGUCGCCGCUAUUGGGUCCACCCAAUAAAUCGUUUGCGCUAUGAAAGGGGCCAUAUUGGACAGCUAUACAGCGAAUUACGAAGCUUUCCACAAAAAUUUUUUGAUUUCGUGCGGAUGCCAAUUAAUGCUUUUGAUAGGCUGCUGGAAAUUUUGUCAGAACAUUUAUGUCGUCAGGACACCAUCAUGAGGAGGUCCAUCACGCCAAUGGAGAGGCUGCUCAUCACCUUGAGAUUCUUGGCUACAGGGGAGAGUUUUGCAUCGUUGCAUGUCCAAUUCCGAGUUGGUAAAUCUACCAUAUCCGGAAUUGUCAGGAGCACAUGCCAUGUGAUCUGGCAGUAUUUGCAACCCAUUUCAAUGCCUAGUCCGACCCCAGAGAUUUGGUUGCAGGUGGCAGCAGGCUUUCAGUCUGUGGCCAAUUUCCCUAAUUGCAUAGGUGCUGUCGACUGUAAGCAUCUACGUGUGCGCCAGCCACCGCACUCAGGAUCACGACACAUCAACUACAGGAAGUACUUUUCUGUGGUCCUGAUGGCAGUCGCUGAUUCCACGUACAAGUUUGUUGGUAUCGCUGUCGGCGCCUAUGGAAGCACUGAGGACUCCCGGGUGCUAUUAAAAUCGGAAUUAGGGAGGCAAGUACUGCAAGACCAGGUGACUCUUCUUCCACCACAACCUCUUCCGGGUACCACAGAUCCAGCCCCAUUCGUUAUGGUAUCCGAUGAGGCUUUUCCGCUGAUGACCAACCUGCUGCGCCCAUACCCACGAAGAAGACUGGAUGCCCGAAAGAGAGUCUUCAACAUGAGGUUGAGCCAGGCACGAUGCUUUGUGGAGGGCACCUUUGGGAUGUUGACUAGUAAGUGGAGGGUCUUCACCAGUGCAAUGCAGUUGGAUGAGGCCACAGUUGACGAGGUCAUUAAAGCUGCCUGUGUUCUCCACAACUAUGUGCGUGACUAUGACAGUACCAACAUGGACAUGGAGACACAGUCUGCUUUUGGUGACCAAAAUGUCAACUGGGGCUUGGGUAGGCCAUCCAACCGCGCUAUGCUGGUGAGAAAAACCUUUGCGGACUACUUCAUGAGUCCUGAAGGUGCCGUGUCUGGGCAAUUUGACAGCCUCCGUGAUGGGCAACCACACCAGGAGUGAUGAAUCUUCUCAUGUUGGACAGCACACCAUCUUUGUAUUUCAUUUCUCUUGGCUGCUUCUUUCAACAGAAUAUUGAUCUCAAGUAUGGACUCAUUCCACAGUGGACUAUUGCCUUAGGCAUUAUUAUUCUAUCUGAACUUUUUGACUUUUGGCCUGUGAAUAUUUUUCUGUUGUCCAACUGCCCCCACACACAUUACAUUGCCACAUGGUGGUAUACGUUUGUUAUAAUAAAUAUUAUUUUGAAUAAUGAGAA
Messenger RNA from Bufo gargarizans (Asiatic toad), 1973 nucleotides. RefSeq names its product protein ANTAGONIST OF LIKE HETEROCHROMATIN PROTEIN 1-like. The coding region runs from base 440 to 1720 and encodes 426 amino acids. Lineage: Eukaryota; Metazoa; Chordata; Amphibia; Anura; Bufonidae. The transcript has 4 exons. The record is from RefSeq and is a predicted model, not a curated record.